Saxophila tyrrhenica is the source of this 1113-nucleotide messenger RNA. RefSeq lists its product as uncharacterized. The transcript is spliced from 5 exons. Lineage: Eukaryota; Fungi; Ascomycota; Dothideomycetes; Mycosphaerellales; Extremaceae. Bases 1 to 1113 code for a protein of 370 amino acids. The record is from RefSeq and is a predicted model, not a curated record.
AUGUUCUUUCUCUUCGCCAAUUGCAACUUCAUACCAGACCACUACGAUGCUUGGCAAGCAGCGUACGACGACCUGGCUGAGCAUGUCUGGGAGAACGAACCAACAACCAUGUCCUACUACUUCGGCAUCCCUCUCGACUACGCCGACGAAUUCUCCAGAACAACUUCCAUGUUCGCCUUCGAAGUCUACGGCUGCAGAGAAGACCUGUACGAAACCCACCUCAACUCCAACCCAAUGCAAAAAUUCCUCGCCACCAUCCCGGACCACUCAACCACCGAUUUGGAUUUGAAUCACUACACCGCCCUUCCCAACUCCUUCCUCGACCGUGACGGCGAUAAGAAGGAAUGCGCGAUCAUGCAAGAUACACGCAUCACUGCCAAAAGCCCUUCUGAUCGCGAAGCGCUCCUCGACCGUCUCUCGGCUCUUGCGACGAAGGUACAGGAAAGCGAGAAGGUCAACCCGUCCGGAGUGCUGUCGUUUAUGACGUUCUCGUGUCUGGACAAUGACACAGGGGCGAGGAUUUACUCGAGAUUCGAGAGCAGGGAGGCUAUGGAGAAGUUCUUGCGAAGGGAGGAUGUGCUGGGGUUCUGGAGGGAGAGCAGGAAUGAGGUGGCGAGUAUGGAGGCAAGAGGGUAUUUGCCGAAUGGGAAGGGGUGGUUGCAUCGGAAGGGGGAGAGACUCUCUGAAUUCCCACUGCGAUUGUCGUCGCACGAUGCCAUCAUGGUCAUCAUUCAACCGCACGACCACUCACUCCCAAGAGGACACAACACCAUAAGUCCUAACAACCUGAUGGCCCUCCCCACCACCACCAGCCCCCCGACUCGUCAACGUGCCGUUCUGAUGCGCAACAACACACCCAUCAACAUCCGCCACCGAGCACAGCGGCGACAGCGUCUUCGACUCCAUAUCGCAGAACAACCCAUCCGAUCCUACAAAGUCCGGCCCAUAGCUCGUCUCGGAGUUGCACAGACGCUCGGCGGUCUGUUCGGGGAAGGAGGACUUGAUGAGGCGCUGCUUCAUCCAGGGGAGACGGUCGGGCUGGGAUCGCCGGGUGCGCGAGAGGGAACGUUUGGAUGCUGGGGAUGCUGGGAGGCCUGGUUGAGAUUGCCUUAG